This is a messenger RNA of Diplodia corticola, 1014 nucleotides long. RefSeq names its product serine threonine-protein kinase bud32. Gene Ontology annotation, biological process: protein phosphorylation. The coding region runs from base 1 to 1014 and encodes 337 amino acids. The transcript has 2 exons. Gene Ontology annotation, cellular component: nucleus; EKC/KEOPS complex; cytosol. Gene Ontology annotation, molecular function: ATP binding; protein serine/threonine kinase activity. The record is from RefSeq and is a predicted model, not a curated record. Lineage: Eukaryota; Fungi; Ascomycota; Dothideomycetes; Botryosphaeriales; Botryosphaeriaceae.
AUGGCGACCGUGGGCACGCACGACCUCCCGCGACUCUUCGCACCACCACCACCACCACCUUCGUCAUCUCCCGAUGCCGCCGAUCCCUCCUCCUCCUCCACCUCGACCGCAUCACCACCACCACCGCCCUACGAAGCCCCGCAAAUCAUAACACAAGGCGCCGAGGCGCUCGUGUACCGCACGGCGUUCCUCGCGCCGUCGCGGCCGGCGAUCCUCAAGCACCGGCCGGCCAAGCCGUACCGGCACCCGACGCUGGACCGGCGGCUGACGAAGCAGCGGAUACUGGCCGAGGCGCGGACGCUGGUGCGGCUGCGGCGGGAGGGGGUGGCGGUGCCGGGCGUGCUGGCUUGCGAUUGGGAUGCUGGAUGGCUGCUCAUGGAGUUUAUUCCUGGCCAUACGAUUCGCGCGUGCUUGGAUCGGUAUCUCCACGCGGCCGCCAUUGCGUCGACGACGACGACGACAACGACGACGACGGGCGCGGAACAGCGGCUUCCUUCGGCCGUUGAUCAAGGUGGUCGCGAAGGGAUAGGAGCUGCUGCUGCUGCUGCUGCUGCUUCCGCGACGGAUGCCGGGGACUUUCAGGAAGGCAAAGACAGCGUCAUCGACGAGGACGCGGUGCCGGAGCUGUGGGACCUGAUGACGCGGGUGGGGCGCGCGGUCGGCCGCAUGCACAGCGUCGGCGUGGUGCACGGCGACCUGACGACGAGCAACCUGAUGCUGCGCACGGCGUCGGCGUCGGCGGCCGAGGUGGCCGACGCGCAGCCGGAGAAGGCGCUGGAGGGCACGGUGACCAUCAUCGAUUUCGGGCUGGCGGGCGCCACGCUGCAGGAUGAGGACAAGGCGGUGGAUCUGUACGUGCUGGAGAGGGCGUUCGGCAGCACGCAUCCCGCGGCGGAACCGCUGUUUAGGGAGGUGUUGAGGGCGUAUGGGGAUAGCUACAAGGGGGCGAAGGUGGUGUUGAAGAGGUUGGAGGAUGUGAGGAUGAGAGGGAGGAAGAGGAGCAUGCUUGGUUGA